CAGGAGCUAAACGAAAGGGGGAGAGAGAAAAUUCGCGAAUAUAUCCGAAUGAUCGUACGAGAAAAGAAUGACGCGAUGAAGAAUGCUUGUCAUACAUACACAAUUACACACAUUUAAUAUACAAUAUUACAUGUGUAUAUUAAUAGUGAAUUAUAACAAUAAUAAUUAUUGUGUACAUUACAGUAUAGUAUGAUGAUAAUGGAGAGUAGAUACAUGUAUUUUCUCUCUCAUAAAAAUUAAAGUUUAUAUUCAUUUUUUUUUAUAUUUGUCAUGUAUGUGUAUUAAAUGCAAUCGAAAUACACAAAUUUAUAUAUAUGUAUGUAUGUGUCCAUGUAACUCAGUGCUUCUUGUUGAAUAUUAAAAAAAAAAAAAUUAUAAUUCUUCGUAAAUGUUGUGUGUAUUUUAAUCAAUUAUCAAUGUUUUUUUUUUAAAUAUUUAUAUACUAUGUGUACAAUGUAGUAAAUGGCUGCUAAUCUUAUUAACUAAUUUGUGUUUUUUUUUUAAAUUUUUUUAAUCAUUUUUUUAACAUAAUUUCAUGAUAUACAUAUAUAUAUUUUAUUUUGGCAACUAAACAUUGUGAGUGAGUUGUGAUUUUAAGUUUUUUUAAUAAAUAUAUUAUUUGCAUAUUAUUAUUAUUUAUAUUUUUUUUUAAUUUUAUUUUUUAUACGUUGUGAAGUGGGCGACUUUAAGUUUCGAUUUAUUAAUAUUAAAAAAAAAAAUAAUAAUAAACCAGUGUUUUAAUAAUAAUAAUAAUAGUAGUGUGUUUGUAAAUGGCAGUUGUGCGUACAAUUUUGAUGGAGAUGAUUGAAAGGAUAAAUACAUAAUUAAUAUACUCAAAAAUAAAUAAAAAAAAAAAUCAUGGAAAUUGAAAUUGAAAUAUAAUAAUUAAAUUGAAAUCCUUCCCUGGGAUUUAAUUAUAAAAAAAUAUGGGAAGGUCUAAAUUUCCCGGCAAACCGCCGAAAACAGUUACGAGAAAAAGGAUUAAAGUACUUGGUGGAGCAGAUAUUAAUUUACAAAAGGACUCUGUUAUUCUUAUUGAAAAAUUAUCAAAUGGACUUUCUCUCUUUAAUAAUGCAUCUUGCAAUAAUGACAAGACAAAUUCUCCAUUUCAUGGUUUUAGCAGUAAAGAAGCAAAACUAUCUGCAUCAUAUAUUAAAAAUCAAAAAAAUGAUCAGCCAAGUGCUAACAUCAAUACAAAUGACAAUGAUAGUAGAGAAAAUAUUGGAGCUGAUAAAAAUACAAUUGUCAAUGUAUCAAAUACAGAUGAGAUUGUCAAAAAAGAUGCAACGAAAAAUUGUGAAAAUGAAGGUGAUGAUGAUGAGGAGGAUGAAGACGAAGAAGAUGAUGAUGAUGAUGACGAUGAGGAUAACGAGGAUGAAGAUAAUAAACCAGUUGAAAGAAAAAAAAAUGGUAGUAAAACGCAACAAUCGAACGUACUAAAAUCAGUUAAUAAUAUAUUAAAUAGAAAUCAAAGAACUAGACAGUUGCGUAAUAAUACAGCAAAACGUUUAUUAAGAAGAGCUAAAAUAAAUAUCAAUACAAAUAGUCGUAAUGGUAAUAAUAAUACAAUUGGUGAUAAAACAAAUACAAUCAGAAAAUUUGUACUACCAAUACGUAGUGCACAUUCUUCAAGAGUUAUUAAACCAAAUAAACGUUUUAUUGAAGAAUUAGAAACAACAUCUAGUCUUGAUAAUGAAAUACGUACUGAUACAACAACAUCAUCAUCAUCUAAAAAAGUAAAAACAAUAAUACAACAACAAAAUAAUGUUACAUCAAUUUGUAAAAAUAUUAAUAUAAGAGAUGUAAAAAAUAAAUCUAAAAAAAUUAUAAAAAAUAUUAAAAAAUCCAAAGAAUUAAAUUCAAAUAUUAAAAAAAUUACAAAUAAUGAAAAAAAUAAAUUAAAAUUAUCUGGUAAUAAAAUUGAUACAAUUGAUGUAAUAAAACAACAAGUAUCAUUGGGAAUUCUUCCAGAAUCAAAUAUUCAAGUAAUUGAGUCUUCCAAAUAUCAAACAAGAUCAGAAACAUCAAAUGAAUUAAUUCGUACUAAAAUUAUUGAAUUAAAUGAUUUAAAAAAAUGUGAUAAAAUAAAUAAUCAGAAUAAUGAAAAUAAUGAUAAUCAACGUUUGGAUAUAUCAUCAAAUAAUUCACAAUCAGAUAAUGAGAAUGAUGAUACUGAUAGUGGUAAUGAUAAAAGUGAUGAAGAACAAUCAGAAUGGACUGGUAUGAAACUUGAUGGUGGCAAAGUAAUAUUAAGAAAAGCUCGUUUAAAAUUAGAUGAUAAAAAAAAUGAUACUGUUGGUACUGAAGGACCAUUUUCAAUGAUAAAUCCACAAAAUACAACAACAACACCAACAAAUAUAAAUUCAACUGGUACAGUUAAAUGUGGUGUUUGUGGUGCUGUACGUUUUUAUAGAUUUGUCAAACAAGCACGUAAAUUUGGUGUACAUAGCUGUGAAUCAUGUAGAAAAUUUAUAAGUAAAAUGAUAAAACGUCAAGCAAAUGUUAAAACAAAUAAUACUAAUACUGAUGAUGAUGAUAAUAAUAAAAUUUUACAAUGUAAUAAAGGUGAUGGAAUGUGUUUAGUACCACCAAUUGUUAGAAGUCAACAAUGGAAUCUUAUGAGAUGUGUUUAUAAAACAAGAUGUCUUGCAUGUUGGUUGAAAAUGUGUUUAAAAUGUUACAAUAUACCAUUAACAUUAAAAACAGGUUUAAAUCAAUUAUUACCACCAUCAAUGAGAGAUCAUAAUGAUGACAGUGAUAAUAUUAUUUACCAAAAAAGUAUUGGAUCACAAAUUAAUUGGCCAGCUGAUGAAAGUAUGGAAACUAAUUUAUUCAAAUCUGCAAUGAGUUGGAGUGACAUUAGAAUUGGUAAUAAAUUUCAAUGUCAAAAUAAUAAUAAUAAUACUGAAAGUUUAUUAUCAUCAUCUAUAAAUAAAACUGAUCAAUCAUCGACAUUUUCAUUAUUAUGUAAUAAAAGAAAAAAAGAUAAUUGGAGUAAAAUGAGAAAAAAAAUUAAAAAUCCAUUGAUUCCAUUAUCAAUGCAGUCAUUAAUAUCAGUCACAACAAUAGCAGCAACAACAACAGCAACGACAACAACAACAGCGACGACAACUUCUUCAAUACCAAUUACAAUACCAGCUUCCAGUGUUAGUAAUCAAACAUCACAAAUAUUACGACAAAGAGUCGAUUUAAAAGGACCAAGAGUUAAACAUGUAUGUCGAAGUGCAAGUGUUGCUUUGGGACAACCAAUUGCAACAUUUCCAACAAGUGAUGUUAAAGAUGAUACAGAUAAUACGCCGAAAAAUUGUGUUAAAAUUAAAAAAGAUGUUGAAAAACAGGAUAAAAAUGAUAAAAUAAUUAUACAAAAUGAAAAAGAUGUUCAAAAAAUAAAUACUACUGAUAAUUCUAUAUGCAAUAAUAAUAAUUCAAAUGUUGUACAACAACAACAGCAACAACAACAACAACCGUCAUAUUUAAAAAGAAAUAAAAUACAAAAUAAUAUUUUAUCAUCUAAUAAUCAAUUGAUGAGAGGAUUGUCAAAACAAAUGAUCAAUGAAAUUCAUAGAAUAUCAAUUGAUUUUUGGGAACAAUAUGAUCCAGUUGAAGUUGGAGCAAAAGGUUUUGCUCUUGUUGCUUCAGAUCCUUUUAAUAUACCAGCAAUUUGUUAUCUUUGUGGAAGUGCAGGAAAAGAACCACUUAUUCAUUGUCAAUGUUGUGUUGAGCCAUACCAUGCGUUUUGUCUUGAACCAAGUGAAUGGAAUGCAUGUGCUCAACCAAACUGGUCAUGUCCACGAUGUACAAUAUGUCAAAUAUGUAAUUUACGAGUUGGUACAAAAUUAUCAUGUAUACGUUGUCGUCAAUCAUUUCAUCAUUCUUGUUUAUCAAAAUCUGGUGUUAAUGCAAGAUUAUAUAGUCCUGAUAGACCAUAUAUUUGUCAAAAUUGUGUUAAAUGUAAAAGUUGUGGUAGUGAAGGUGUUCAUGUUUAUGUUGGUAAUUUACCAUUGUGUUUAAUGUGUUUUAAAUUACGUCAACGUGGUAAUUAUUGUCCAUUGUGUCAACGUUGUUAUAAUGAAAAUGAUUAUUAUACUAAAAUGAUGGAAUGUAGUGAAUGUUCAUGUUGGGUACAUGCACAUUGUGAAUCUCUAUCUGAUGAGUAUUAUCAAAUAUUAAGUUAUUUACCAGAUUCAAUUGAAUUUACAUGUAGUCAAUGUUCACCAAAUUCAGAAUCAAUUUGGCGUAAUGCCAUUGAAAAUGAACUUAAAAAUGGUUUUAUUGCUGUUAUUAAAGCUUUAAGUAAAAAUCGUAAAAUGUCUGUUGCAUUAAACUGGAGUCCAAGAAAAGAAUGUCAAUGUAAAACAUUAUUUUUAUCAUCAUCUUCAUCUUCAUCGUCAUCAUCAUCAUCAUCUUCGUCUUAUUCUUCUUCAUCAUCUUUGUCAUCUUCAUCAUUAAUUUGUGCAAGAAGACUUGAUGAAUCAGAAGAAUUUAUUGAUAAAGAAUUUAAUGAUUUAAAUAAUACAAAUAAAAAAUUAAUGAUGAUUGAUCCUGAUGAUGGUGAUGUUGAUGGUGUUGAUGAUAAUAAUAAAAUUGAUCCAUUAAGUAGAUUUGAUUUUGAAAUUGAUGAUGAACCAGUUAGUGAUUAUCCAAGAAGAGGAUUAAGAAGAUUAAAAAAAAAAUAUCAUUUAAAAGAAUGUUCUGUUAGAGUUAAAAAUUGUAUACCAACAAAAUGUAAUCAAGAUACAUUAACAACAGAUAAUAUUGAUAAUAAUAAUUAUGAAUGUCAAUGUUCAGAUAUACAAAUAAUAACAAAACCAUCAUCAACAUUAAUGUCAAUUAAAAAAAAAGUUAAUGAUAAUGAAUAUAAAAGUGUUUUACAAUUUAAUUAUGAUAUGGAAAAUGUUAUUAAACAAGCUGAAUCAGAAGAAUUAAUACAAUCAUAUUAUAAAAAUUUACAAGAUAUAUUUCCAUGGUUUGAUAAAACUAAAAAUAAUAUAAAUAGCAAUUGUGAGAUAACAACACCAACAAAAAAUUCAUCAAAAUCAAAUCCAAAUUCACCAAUAUCAAAAUUGAAUUGUUCAAUUAUUGAAAUAUGGAAAGAAGAAGUAUUAAAAGCACCAAAAGCAAUUGCUGCUAAAACUGGAAAUAUUUAUUCAACAAAUAUUGCAAUGAAUGAUACAAGAUAUUGUGUACUAUGUAAAGGAAUUGGUGAUGGUUUAGAAAAAAAAGAAGGUAGAUUAUUAUAUUGUGGUUAUAAUGAUUGGAUACAUUCAAAUUGUGCACUUUGGUCAAAUGAAGUAUUUGAAGAAAUUGAUGGUUCAUUACAAAAUGUACAAAGUGCAAUAUCACGUGGACGUCUUAUAAGAUGUUCUGAAUGUGGUAAAAAAGGUGCAAGUGUUGGUUGUUGUGCUAAAAAUUGUAUAAGUACUUAUCAUUUUCCUUGUGCAAUAAAUAUAAAACUUGGUUUUAAUAAUGAUAAAACAAUUUUAUGUACAAUACAUAAUAAUAAUACUAAUAAUAAUGAAGGUGAUAAUGAUGAUGAUGAUGAUAAUAAUAAAACAUCAACAACACAAAAUUAUGAUAAUUUUGAUUUACGAAGACUUGUUUAUGUUGAACUUGAUAAAAAGAAAAAAAAAUUAAUUGAACCAGAUAAAGUUAAAGUUAUGAUUGGAUCAUUGACUAUUGAUUUUUUAGGUACAAUUAUACCAGAAUUUUCAUCAAUAAAUAAUGAUAAAAUAUUACCAAUAAAUUAUAAAUGUUCAAGAUUAUACUGGUCAACAAUUGAUCCAUUAAAAAUUGUACGAUAUUAUAUUAAAAUUUAUGUACAAACAUGUACAACUGAAGAAACAAUAAUUAGAAAUGAAAAUAACGUUACAAUUGAUCACUAUGAACAAAUUAAAAAUGAAAAAAAUGAAAUGAUUAUUGUAAAACAAACACUUGAUUCAAUAAUUGAUUCUGUUUAUAAUAAAGAAAUUGAUGAAAAUCUUGCUGAACAAAAUAAUACUGAUCUUUUACCACCAGAUAUAACUGAUGUUAUAUUUGAAGAUUUACCACAUGAUAUUCUUGAUGGUAUUUCAAUGCAAGAUAUAUUUCAAAAAAUGUCAUAUGAAGAUUUUUUAGUUAUGGAUUUAAAACGUGAUAGUGUAUUUGGUAAUGAUUUAUUAAAAGAUGAUGUAUCAAUAACAGAAAAUGAUUCAUUAGAUACCAAUAAAUCAAAUAAAAUUAUUGUUGAUCCAACAAUAUCUGAAUUAACAUCACAAAAUGAUUUAUGGCUUCAUCUUGAUACAAAAGGAAAUGUACAAAAUUUUGUUGAUGAUAUUAUUAAUUCAAAAAAUCAAAAUAUUAAUAAUUGUGAUGUUGAUGUUGGUGGCGGUAGUGGUGGUGUUAUUGGUGGUCGUGAAUUAAAACGAUCAAAAUCAGAAAUAAUUGGUAAUAAUAAUAGUAAUAAUCAGCAAAGACAUCAUCAACGUUCAUGUAGUUUAACUUGGAGUUGUAAAGUUGAUGGUACAUAUGGACCAACAAUGAAAAGAAGAAAACUACCAAGAUCAGCACCAGUAUCAAUAAUUGAUUGUCAAAAUGAAAAAUCAUCUUUAUUUCAUGAGCUUAAAAUACCAGAAAGUAUUAUGGUUGCAAUGGGUCGUGGUAAUACAUCAAAUUUAAUAAACAAUACAGAUAAUAAUCAUAGACAAGAUCAUAAACGACUUGUUUGGCAUACAAGAUCACAACCAAGAAUACUACAAGUUGAUGGAUCAGCUGAUACAAAUAGUGCAAAUGAAUGUAGUUCACCAGAAUACAAUAUACAAGAUAGAAUACCACAAAUUGAUGGUAUUAAUGAUGACAAUUUAUUUACAUAUAAAAAAAUAAUUAAAAAUCAUAAUAAUAAUAAUUUUAAAAUACCACAGCUUGAUGGUGCUGAUGAUAUAUCAAGUGAUGAUGAAAAUCCAAAAUUUAAUAACACUAAUAUCAAUAAUAAUAAUCAUAAUCAUCAAAUAAUUCAAGAUAUGACAAGUAUACAAAUAUCAAAUAUAAUGGAAAAUGGUCCAGUAACAUGUAAACGUUGUCAGUGUACAUAUAGAACACAUGACAGCUAUAAUCGUCAUCUUGGUAAUUGUGAUAUUGUUACAACAAGUGAUAGUGAUUCAGAAACAAUUGAUUCAUCAUUAUUAACAUCAUCACAAUUAAUAUUUAUGUCACCAUCACAAGGACAAACAAUGUCAUCUGAUUAUACAACAAAUUUAUCAAUUAAUUCACCAUUAGAAGCAUCAUUACCAUCACCACAUCAUUCAUCAAUACCAAUUGAAACAACAAUUGGACAGGCAACAUUAGUUGGACCACAAAUACAUGGACAUUCAACUGUUGAAACACUACAACAAACAGUAUUAACAUCAAAUGACAUGAUUGUACAAACACAGUACACAAGGACCAUGACAACCUUGCCAAAUCAAUCAGUAUUAUCUUCAUCAUCAUCAUCGUCAUCAUCAGACAAUCGUGUACAAAUAAAUGAUAUUAAUGAUACAAUAAUAAAUAAUAAUUGUAAUUUACCAUCAUCAGGUAUUAAUAAUAAUAGUAGUAAUAAUAAUAAUAAUAAUAAUAUUAAUAAUAAUAAUUUAAAUUUAUCAAUUAAUAAUACUUGUGGUAUUGAAGAAAAUCAUAUUAAUACAAAUCAAAUUAUGAAAAUUUCAAAAACAAAAGUAUCAUCACCAUCAGUUGCAAGAAUAUCAAAACAAAGGCCUAAAAUUAUAAAGCCUCAAUAUACAAGAAAUUCAAUAGAUCAAUAUCAUCAUCAUCAACAACAACAACAGCAACAACAACAAGUACAUAUACAACAACAAAAUCUACAACAACAGCAACAUCAAAUUGCACCUUUACGAUAUCAAACAAUACAAAAUACAACACCAGUACAACUUCAAAUACAACAAAUACCACAAAUACAUCAAACAACAAGACAAACAACUCCAACAGUUAUUCUUCAACAAGUACAACCAAAUGGUAUUAUGUCAGCAUAUGUUGAUGCAUUUCAACAACAAACAAAUCCAAAUGUUCAAUAUAUUACGACAAUUGGCGGACAAGAAACAGGCUAUGAGCCACAAUAUAUAACAACAAAUCAAUUAGUACCAGGUGCAGCUUAUAUACAAACUGGUACUGAUAAUAUAUUGACACUUCCAAAUGGUGGAAUAUCUGUAUUGCCAGGUGUACAAAUAACUCAGCCACAAUCAACAGUUUUAGGUACAAUUAUUCAACAACAACCAAGUGCAAUUCAAUGUGGUGUUAUUGCUUCAGAACAACUUGUAUUAAGUUCAACGCCAACAAUAGAAAUGUUUACUGAUUCAACUGGUAGUAUGUUUGUUUCAAAUCAACCAAUGUAUUAUGGUCUUGAGACAAUUGUCAGUAAUACUAUUAUGUCAUCAAGUCAAUUUAUGACAGGUGCAUUACCACAACAAGUAUUGGCAAGUAGUUAUCAAACAACAACUCAAGUAUUUCAAGCAUCAAAACAUAUUGUUGAUCCAAUUGUUGAUAUUCAAACAAUGCCAAAUGUAUCAGUAUCUAAUGGUGGUGGUGGUGGUGGUUGUGGUAAUAGUGGAACAAGAGUACAAACACUUUCCAAUGGACAAAAUAUAUCACCAAGUGUUACACCAGUACAAAAUAUAAUUCCCAGUGGAUAUGUUGUUGUUAAUCAACCAUCAUCACGUGAUCAACAAAUAUCAUCAAGUAUUAAUAUGCCAAUAACAACAACAACAACAAAUAUACAACCAACAAAUGAUCAAAUAACAUUUGUCAGACAAGCUUGCAAUACAGCACCAACUAUUGAACCAAUUAGAUCUACACAACAAACAACAAUAUUACCAUCAUCAAAAACAAUUCAACCAACAAUAUCAAAUAUUCCAAGAGUUGCUGUACGUCCAAGUCCAAUAUCACAUACAUUAUCACAAACAAAUCAUCCACAAUGGAAAAUAACAGAAUCAUCAACUUAUCCAACAGAUCAUAUUGUCAAUACAAGACCUUAUCUUGAUUCAAAACAUGUAUCAGAAAAUACUAGUAUGAUUAAGUCUAGUUUAUCCUCAAAAAUUCCACCAUUAUCAAGACAUUGCAUUAGCCACAAUGACAUUAUUCCAAUAUCAAAUAAUUCAACAACAGUCAAUCAUUUAAUUAACAAUUCACAUAAUAAUAUUUUUACAAAUGGAUAUUCAAAUUUAAAUAAUAAUCCAAGUAGCAAUCCAAUUAAUAAUCCAACGAGUGAUGGACAAAAUAAAAAUUUUACAAAUCCACCAAUGACUCGACCAAUGAACAGGGUAUUACCUAUGCAAGCUGUUCAUAUACCAAAACAUGAAGUAAAACCUUUACAAAAAAAUGACAUUAACAUUGAAGAAACAUUAAUUAAAAUUGAUAAAAAAUUAUUAAGUCCAGAAAUAAUAAUACAAGAUAAAAUUGUUAAAACAAUUGAUGAUGAAAUAAAAAUUAAAAAUUUUCAUACAACAAAUGAACAAAAUUCAAUAAUUGAAGAUAAAUUAACUAGUCCAAUUAAUGAAAAUACCGAUGAUAAAUUAAUUGAUGAAAAAUUAAAUAAAACAAUUGUAAAUAAUGAUGAAAAAUUAAUAAUUAAUGAUAAAAAUUUUACCGAGUCAUUGACAUCACAAUCACUUGAGACAUCUAUUGAAAAAAAUAAUUUAUUUGACAUUAAUAAUGAUGAAUCACUGAGUGAAAAAUUAGAGACUGAAAAAAAAUCAAAAAAUAUUAUUGAAAAAAUAAUCAUAAAUACAGAUAAUAUUGAAGAAUCAAAAGAAAAUUUACAAAUUGACAUUGACAAAGAUAAAACAGCUCAAAAUGGAUCAUUAAAAAUUGUACUACAAAAACAACUUCAAGACGGUUCGUACAAAAUAACUCACAAUAUUAAAUCAAUCAUCCAAGAUAAUAUUAAUUCUACUAUUGAUAAUAAUACAAAUACAAAUAAUAAUAAUAUCAACAUGGAAAAUAAUAAAAAAAGUAUUGAAAUAUUACCAUCAAAACAAACACCACAAAUUACAUCAGUUAAAUUAUUACCAAUAAAAACAUUUACAUUAAAAACAACAACAAAUAAUAUAAAUAAUAAAAAGCUUGAUGAUAAAAUAUUAUUAAAUGAUGAUAAAAAUUCUAACCUAAUAGAUAAUAAACAUGUGGGUUGUUUACCACCUGUUGCAGUUAAAAAACCAAGAAUCAUUGAUAAAACAAAUAAUAAUAACAAACCAUUAGAAUUAUUAAAUAUAAAUAAUUUUGAUAAUAAAAAAAAUGAAUCAAGUUUGGUAUAUGAAAUUAAAUCACAAGAUGGUUUUUCUUAUACUGCAUCAUCAAUGGCUGAGGUAUGGGAUACAGUAUUUAAUGCUGUACAAAAAGCAAGAAAGUGUCAUAAUCUUCCUCCACUAGCACAUAAUCCAUUGACUGAAGAUAUUGGUCUUGAUAAUAAUGCAACAAUUUAUCUUGUUGAACAAUUAUCUGGUGUUAAUAGAUGCACAAAAUAUAAACCAAAAUAUCAUAAUUUAGCACCACCAACAACUCCAGAUAAUGAUGAUGAUAUACUUAAAGAAUCAUUACAUGGUGCUGCACGUGCUGAACCAUUUAAACAACGUAAAGUACAUGAUAUGUUUAGUUGGCUUGCAUCAAAACAUAGACAACAGCCAAAUGUUGUAACAAUAAGUGAGACUGAAACAAGAAGAGCAGCAAGUACAAAUUUACCAAUGGCUAUGAGAUUUAGAAUACUCAAAGAAACAUCAAAAGAAUCUGUUGGAGUUUAUCAUUCACCAAUUCAUGGUAGAGGAUUAUUUUGUUUGAGAGAUAUUGAAUGUGGUGAAAUGGUCAUUGAAUAUGCUGGUGAAGUUAUUCGUGCAUCAUUGACUGAUAAACGUGAAAAGUAUUAUGACAGUAAACAUAUUGGCUGUUACAUGUUUAAAAUUGAUGAUCAUCUUGUUGUUGAUGCAACAAUGAAAGGCAAUGCAGCAAGAUUUAUUAAUCAUUCUUGCGAGCCAAAUUGUUACUCAAGGGUUGUCGACAUCUUGGGUAAAAAGCAUAUAUUAAUAUUUGCACUUAGAAGAAUUAUUCAAGGAGAAGAAUUAACAUACGACUAUAAAUUUCCAUUUGAGGAUAUUAAAAUUCCCUGUACCUGUGGCUCACGCAAGUGUCGUAAAUAUCUUAAUUAAUAUUAUUUUAUUUUAAUUAUAUUAAAUAUUAUUACCUCAACAACAAACACAAGCGAUAGCUUUUUUUAAUCAAUAUUUUAAAAAAUAUCUUUUACAAAUCACAAUCAACGUCAUUAUAAAUUUAUUAAAUUUUAUCAUUUUAUUAAUACAUAUUAUUAUUCUUUUAACAAUACCUCAAAGCUCUCAAAGUCUGAACAAAAAAAAAAAAUUUCGUUUAUAGAAAUCGUCUUUUAAAUUGAUAAUGAACAUUUUUUAUUUAAAAAUAUAAUUGAGAGAAUAAUAUCCAUAUUUUUUAACGCGAAUCAUGAAUAUAAAUUAAUUAAAAUUUUUUUUUUACCCAAUGAGGGAAAAUAAGCAAUAAUAUUAAUUUAUUUAAGUCCAUGCAUUAACAAUGAGCCCAGACUAUAAUAUUAAAUAUUUGACAUUUUUUUUUUUUCAUCUUUUAAACACCGUAUUACAGUUGAUAAAAUUAUUUACAAAAUUUUGCAAUACACUCAUAUAAAUCCGUUUAAAAAUGAAAAAUAAAAAAAAAAAAUUUUUUUUUUUUUAAAUUAAAAUUAAAACAAUAAAUUGUAUAUAAAAAAAUAAUAAUAAUAUUAAUUUUAAUGCAUAUAGAUAGUAGAGAUGCUUGAUAAUGAAAAAAAAAAAAAAAAAAAUUAUGUAAACAUUAUGCCUUACCGUAUUUUAAAAUAUAAUAUCGCGUAAAUAAUAUUUUUUUUUUUUUUUAAAUUAAUAAAUUUUUGUUUUUUAAAUAAACCAAUAGUCAAAAAAAUAUUUUUAAUUUUAAAUCAAUGAAAAUUGAUGAAUCUAAUCAUGUUAACAAAUUAAUAUUAUUUAAAAUUAAUUUAAGAUAAAGAAAAAAAUUAUUAACAAACGUUUUAAUUUUAAAUAAUUAUUAUUUUUAUAUCUACAAAUAUUGGUAAUGAUUAAAUCAAUAAUUGUAUAUUAUUAGAUUUCUUUUUUUUUAUUAAAUAAUGAUUUUUAUUAUUUUUUUUUUUCGAUAAAUUUGAAGAUAAAAAUAUCUUCGUUUGCCUUAAAUAAAUAAUUAGUAGUUUUUAUCUACGCUUCAACUCGGUGAUUGAUAUAACUAAGAAUAUAAAAUAUUUUAUAUAAUAAUUAUAAUCAAGAUCUGUUAAAAUUAUUUAAUAUUUUUCUUUUUGUCUGGAUGACAUUGAUCAUUGAAUUUUAGCAAUUUAAAAAACCAACAAUGUCAGCCAAGGUUGUAGAAAUAUUUUCAUUUUUUUUUUCAAUUUUGGUGCUUAUCAACACCGUCAAGUGCAC
Aphidius gifuensis is the source of this 12443-nucleotide messenger RNA. It is a transcript of the gene trx, whose product is annotated as histone-lysine N-methyltransferase trithorax. The transcript is spliced from 6 exons. Gene Ontology annotation, molecular function: histone H3K4 methyltransferase activity; DNA-binding transcription factor activity; protein binding. Bases 927 to 11162 code for a protein of 3411 amino acids. The record is from RefSeq and is a predicted model, not a curated record. Lineage: Eukaryota; Metazoa; Arthropoda; Insecta; Hymenoptera; Braconidae. Gene Ontology annotation, cellular component: histone methyltransferase complex; nucleus. Gene Ontology annotation, biological process: positive regulation of DNA-templated transcription.